Messenger RNA from Spirodela intermedia, 285 nucleotides. Lineage: Eukaryota; Viridiplantae; Streptophyta; Magnoliopsida; Alismatales; Araceae. The record is from the annotation of a GenBank genome assembly.
AUGUUGAGAACGGAACGACGCCCAGUUAUUGGGAAUUUAGAGAACAUACCGGUUGUCAGAAUGGCCGAUUUUAUUGCGGCGGGGGACCAAGUAGGGUGCAAGGAUUUGAGGAGUGCAACGAUUCCUGAUACGUGUGGAGCUGCCAUAGAUGUUCCAUCCUUGAAACCGUACGAAUCCCCCGCAGCGGCUAGGAUGCUGACUCCCGGUGCUGUGAUGUCCGGCUGCAUCGGUGUGAAAUAUUUCAGACAAAGAACAAGUAACAGAACCUUACGCGGGAAAACUUGA